AAAAACUGCUGCUGCAACCUGUCCUGUCUGUCUGAUCACCCUGUAGGCAAAGUCCUCGGAGGAAAUGGGCCACUGGCUGGGCCUCCUCUUGUCGGAGUCAGGUUCGAAAACAGACCCAGAGGAAUUCACCUACGAUUACGUGGAUGCUGACAGAGUUUCCUGCAUUGUGAGCGCCGCCAAGAAUUCCUUCUUGUUGAUGCAGAGGAAGUACUCUGAGCCCAAUGCCUACAUUGACAACCUUCCCAAGGGCAGGAUGGAGCAGGAGGAGCUGUAUGAUGAUGUGGAUCUGCCAGACCUACCUGCGGAAGAAGUACCCAAGAGUGAGAGCAAAGCUGAGGGGGACCAAGACAGAGUGUAUCUGGAUCUCACCCCAGUAAAGUCCUUCCUACAUUGUGCUGGCAGGAUGUCAUGCCAGUCUUCACCCCUCAGCUCACCGUCUUUAGAAAGGGCUGCCAAGAAGGCUGGCACAGAGAACACAGCUGAGACAGCCCUCACAGCUAAGGAGGAAGCUGAGCCCUGUAGUAAAGCAGUGGAGACCUCAGAGCAGAAACACCCAGAGAACCCAGAGCCUGAGGAGGCACAGCCACAGGUGCCUGCCAUCAAAAUACAGACCCAGCAGCAGAACAUUGCCUUCCCCCAGCCAGCCCCUGAGGUGCCAGUGGGCACAGUGGUGGCAAGAAGUCCCCAGCUGGUGCCUGCACACCGUCCCAAGAUGCCACUGCCAGCAGCAGCAGUGGAAACCAAGCUGGGCAAGAACAGGACAGAGGCAGAGGUGAAGCGAUUCACAGAGGAGAAGGAACGGCUGGAGAAGGAGAAGGAUGAAAUCCGGGCUCAGCUCACCCAGCUACGCAAGGAGAGACGGGAGCUGAAGGAAAUGCUUGGGGGCAGCACAGACAAGAACCUGGAGCAGCGACUGAAAGAGAUAGAUGAAGAAUGCAAAAGGAAGGAGAGCCAGAGGGUGGACCUGGAGCUGAGCCUGGUGGAGGUGAAGGAGAACCUGAAGAAGGCAGAGUCUGGCCCCGUGACACUGGGCACUGCAGUGGACACCACACACUUGGAGAAUGCAGCCCCAAGGGUUCAGGCAAAAAGUGCCAGUCCAGCAAACAGCACAGAGAACUCGCCAGUCAAUUCAGCAACGGCUUUAAAAAACCGACCUUUGUCAGUCAUGGUGACAGGGAAGGGAACAGUCCUACAGAAAGCUAAGGAAUGGGAGAAGAAGGGAGCUAGUUAGAAGCAUGUUUUUCAGAGAUGGACUAAAGGCUCGAAUUGCCCAUGCAUGGCCCAGGGGAUUCAAACAUCUGAAGGUGGAGGUUGGGUGUACAACACAACCAUACACCAAGCACCUCCUCCACCUCACGCCAACUGCUCUGACGCAGCAACGGAGUCAACAGCUGCUGACACGAGUUAUCCCAAAUGAUCUUGCUCUUUCCAGACAAAUCCCAAUCAUGUAGCUGAAACAAUAACAAGCAGUGGCAAUCCUUCCAUCAAAGUCCUAACCUGGCUGAUGUAAACAAGAAUGUUACUGUACAUAGGGUUGUUUUGUGUAUUUCUACUCUGAAGUUAUUAA
This is a messenger RNA of Acanthisitta chloris (rifleman), 1567 nucleotides long. Its product is annotated as actin filament-associated protein 1-like 2. Gene Ontology annotation, cellular component: cytosol. The record is from RefSeq and is a predicted model, not a curated record. Gene Ontology annotation, biological process: regulation of mitotic cell cycle; positive regulation of DNA-templated transcription; positive regulation of epidermal growth factor receptor signaling pathway. Gene Ontology annotation, molecular function: SH2 domain binding; SH3 domain binding. The transcript has 8 exons. Lineage: Eukaryota; Metazoa; Chordata; Aves; Passeriformes; Acanthisittidae. The annotation marks the transcript as partial.